Chiloscyllium plagiosum (whitespotted bambooshark) is the source of this 3111-nucleotide messenger RNA. The record is from RefSeq and is a predicted model, not a curated record. NCBI's taxonomy places the organism in Eukaryota, Metazoa, Chordata, Chondrichthyes, Orectolobiformes, Hemiscylliidae.
AUGCCAACUGGAAAUCUUUCUUACAAACGUAGUUCAUCACAUAAUUUUAUAAAAGAGGAUAAACAUGGAAAGGAAUUUAUGGAGAUACCUAAUGUGAUUGUGGACUCUGUGCCUAAUUCUCCAACUGUUGAAGAUAUCGCAAAAGCUGAGCAGUUGAAAACUGAAGGAAAUGAGCAAAUGAAAGUCGAAAAUUACCAAUGUGCUGUGGAUUACUACACAAAAGCCAUUGAAUUGAAUCCAAGCAAUGCAGUUUAUUAUUGCAAUAGGGCAGCAGCGUUGAGUAAAUUGGGAAACUACACUGGAGCAGUACAAGACUGUGAAAAGGCAAUAGCUUUUGACCCGAGCUACAGCAAAGCUUAUGGCAGAAUGGGCUUGGCCCUGGCUAGUCUAAAUAAAUACAGUGAUGCAGUAAAUUACUAUAAAAAGGCUCUGGAGCUGGAUCCUGAAAAUGAAUCAUACAAAGCAAACCUCAGUGUAGCAGAACAGAAGGUCAAGGAUGCACCGAGUCCAACAGGAGGCAGCGGUGGGUUCGAUCUGGCAAGUUUAUUGAAUAACCCAGGCUUCAUGAAUAUGGCAUCAAGUCUAAUGCAGAAUUCACAAGUACAACAAUUAAUGUCUGGAAUGAUGUCUGGGUCUUAUGGUCCAGUAAGUGGUGGUGGAGCAGGACCUGGGGCAGGAGCCAAUGAUAUUGCAGGCCUCAUCCAAGCAGGUCAACAAUUUGCACAGCAGAUGCAGCAGCAAAAUCCAGAGCUAAUUGAACAGUUACGGAGCCAAAUCCGGAGCCGAACCCCCAGUGCCAGCAAUGAGGAACAGUCCUAACUACAUACAAUAUAUACAGCAACAGAUGGAGAUUGUUCGUUCUUCGCUUUGACAUCAGGAACUUGACAUAAUGAUUUGUACUGUCACUUGCAUGUUCAGGAGGAUCCUUAAAGUGGAGAGCUGACCACUUGUAAAUAUGGAAUUUAAAAAAGGAACUGGGUUUAAAGCUUGCAAAAACCACUAAUUGACCUUUUUGUGGAAGUUAUGUAUUGAGCUUUCUGUGAUUCUCUAAGUUUUUUUUUAAAAUCAGAAUAUUCACAGGAACAUCUAGCUGCUUUUUAUUGCUUCUCCAGAAUGUCUGUCAUCAUGUGUGAGAAUCCACUGUCUGUUCUUAGAAACAACAGAGGCUAACAGCAAUGGCUCCCCGCCUCACCACCUCAAUACUGACAUUUCCAUAAAAAUUUGUUUUGCCUGUAACAGUUUUUAUUUCCCAGCACUUCAUCUGUUCACGGGAAUGGAACAGCAGAAGCCAUAUGUAUAAAUUCAAACAAAUUCAGCUCACAGAGUGAAUAACAUCUUUUAUUUUUCAUUCACGUAGGCUUUUUUAAUGUUGCAGAACAUUUUAUAAAAAUAACAGCAGAAAAAUUUAUUUAUAACCUUUUUCAAGUUAACGGUUUGAAACAGAGGCAAAUAUGAAUAUUAAUUAGCCUUGGCAUUGAAAUGGUGAAAUUCUGCUUGGUGGCAAUUGUUUCAGAAAUUGCUAACAUUACCAGCGAUCAACUUUGUUUAUACUUGAUGUAUUUUAGGGAAUGCAUUUGCAGAAUUGACUCCAGAAGCUGCAUUCAGGAAGAAGAAAAGGCAUCCAUAUGUUAUAAUCUAAUUGACCACUUGAGAUUGAUGAAGCAUCCUAGUAUGGCAGUCACCCUGUCUGCAAUAGCAACAACUACUCCUGACUUUACCAAAGCCCCACAUUUUGAGGAUUGAGCAUGUAGUAUGCCUUGUUCUAGCUGUAGGAAUAAAAUGUCUUCAUUAGCAGCCAGUGUUUCUAGCCAAUAUUUGCUCGUAAAGGAAAGACAAAUAGAUUGUGAGAAACUCCACUUUAAUUACUUGAUGUUGAGCUGGAAUCUAUGUAUAACUAUGGUAUCAGUUUUUAAAUAUGCAUAAAAUAUUCAUAGAAGUAUUUUGGUGUCCUUUUUGUGCACAUAGGCUGAACAUGUGCCAUGUGGCCAAGACUGCUGAUUUGCAGUUUUUGUAGGAAAGCAAGCCAAUGCAACUCAAAAUGUUGCUGAUCGUCCCUGUCAUAAAUUUGAUUUAUCCAGUCAACAGUAAAUUAGUGACUGUACUUAAUUCAUUCUAAACUUACUGGAUCACAGCAAUGAGAAGUACACUGCUUUCAAACCAAAAAUCAAAAUUUCAUUUCAUAAAAAUUGAACUUGAUUCAUUUGACUGCUGUAAAAUACUGAUUCUGCAAGCAGACUCUGUUCUGGGGAAGGGUAUCCUAACUAUUUGUUUUCAUGUUUUGUUACACAGUCUCAUGGAAUAAAGUGCAAGGUCCUGUUCAUUUAUGCCUCCAUAAGUUUCUCAUAUUAAUGGAUCCUGAUGUUCUGUCCCAGGAUUUAUCUAAUAACCAUGAUAAGAACAGUCCUUUUACAAAUUGCCUGGUUCUUAAAAUACAAACAGGUCAAACCAGUACAGUAGGAAUAUGAGAAAUAUAAUUAAGAUUGAGUCACCUGGGAGUUUUGAGUGCCAGGCCAGCCCUGUUCUUGAUUCACUAUGUUUCAGUGUCCUAAGAAUGAAUUCACUGUAAACAUUUUGUUAUUUCUUUGAACAAAAACACAAUUAUUUCUUGGAAUCAUAUCCACAUAAGGUUCGACUUCUCAAGUUCCUUGAUCCCAUUUAACAUAAUUAGCAGUUAAGCAAAGCGUAAACAAAGUGGCUAUUUUAAACAGCGUUUCAGCCCACCAGAUGCUAGGUACUCUUUCCAUUUGUAAUUAUGAAAGUUAAUACUUUGUAAACAUACUGCUACCCCAGAGUUAUCUGUCUUUGUACAUUUAUAUUGUUUUUAAAGAAAAAAACGUUGGGUGGAGAGGUGCAAUGUUUGUUUAAACCACAUACAAAGUCCAAAACGUUAUCAGAAUUUUGUCAUCAAUCAGAAUCUCAUUAUGGAAAACAGUAAAUGUUCUGUACCACAGUUCCAAUUUGUUGUGCCGUUUGUUUAGAUUUCUGUUCAGUUUUUUUGUUGCGGGUGUGACCUUUGAAUUCUAGUUGCCAUCUCCCUCUGGUUUUCCCUUCUGAUCAUCUUGCACUUUCUAAAGUCAUAAUGCAAUAAAAUGCAGUUAACUGAUCGAUAAA